AUGGCGGCGCCCCGGGCUGUGGACGGAGUGGAGCCAGGGACCGGACAAACUCCGCUGAUUCUGCCCGAUUCCGGCUCCGACGAGGCGAAAAGACCACAAUUUGGGACCCGCUUCCUCACAGACCCGCGACAGGUUUUUCAACACAAUGCGUGGGACAACGUGGAGUGGACAGAGGAGCAGGAGAGAGCAGCAAAGGAGAAAGUCCUGGAGAACAGCCAGCCGCUGCCUGAGGAAAAACAAGAGGAGUUUGAGACGAAGGCAAACGAGUUCUGGAAUGAGUUUUACACCAUCCACGAAAACCGCUUCUUCAAAGACCGACACUGGCUUUUCACAGAGUUCCCCGAGCUCGCUCCUAAAUCCUGUCCCAAACCAGAGUCCCUCCCCGAGCUCACACCUCAGUCCUGUCCCACAGAUGAGUUGAACACAGCAGAGAGACCAGAGUACGGCCUGAGUUCAGGGCCCUGCAGGGAAAUAGAGGCUCUCACUCUCAGUGACAGUUUUCCAGGAGCCAAUGCGACAUACAGGAUAUUAGAGGUCGGCUGUGGAGUUGGUAACACAGUUUUCCCGAUACUGAAAACCAACAAUGACCCUGGUCUGUUUGUUUACUGCUGUGACUUCUCCAAUACUGCUGUUGACUUAGUAAAGUCUAAUGCAGAGUAUGACCCCGGGCGCUGCUUUGCUUUUGUUCAUGAUCUGAGUGAUGUGGAUGCCCCUUACCCCAUCCCCGACGGGACCCUGGAUGUUCUCGUUCUGAUCUUUGUUCUGUCUGCGCUGCAUCCCAACAAGAUGCAGGCGUCCAUCAGGAGACUGGCUCGUCUGCUGAAGCCUGGAGGGAUGAUGCUGCUCAGAGACUACGGACGCUACGACAUGGCACAACUGCGGUUUAAGAAAGGGAGGUGCCUUUCAGAAAAUUUUUAUGUUCGCGGUGAUGGAACAAGAGUUUACUUCUUCACUCAAGAUGAAUUACAUGACCUGUUCACAUCGGCCGGUUUGGAGAAAGUUCAGAACCUGGUGGACCGACGUCUUCAGGUGAAUCGAGGGAAGCAGCUGACCAUGUACCGAGUCUGGAUCCAAUGCAAAUACCGCAAAGGCCUUGAAUGCACCAAAAAGGCCUUGAAUGCACCGCAAAGGCCUUGAACGCAUCAUGCAGAUGCAGACACUGAGCUGACGGAAAGGCCCCAUAAUCGAUAUUAAAAGUGGUGCAGUUUUGAUUGAUAAUGGCACUAUCUCAAACAAACACUCACGGAUAUUGCUGCUUAACCGAUCAGGCAUUUUACCAGCGUCCAUAGGUGGGCUGUUUGAUGGACUUAUGUUAAAGCCUAUAUGCUUGACAAUGGAAAGUUACCUUGAAUUUUUAAAGGUCCUAUAUUACACCAAACUGACUCUUGUGAGUUUUAAGUCAUGUUCUAAUGCUGUUACCUCCUCAAAAACAGACCUGGAGUUGUGUUUUGUUUCAUUCACACAUGUUAACACUUUAUUAUUAGUCUGUAUACAUCUACAAAGCUCACAAUACUCUGUUCCACCUUGUGAUGUCAUGAAGUGGUAGUUUUCAAGUUAACAGCUCCUUUUACUUUCAGUUCAGUAGAGAUUGGCAAUUCCAGGGCUCCAAAUGAUUCUAGUGAAGGUGUGUGGAGUUUAAAAACACAGUGGAGCACUUCCUGUAUUACCACAUGACAUCACAAAGUGGAACAGAGUGUUUUCAGUUUGUGAGAAGAACUCAGCCUAAAUAUGCAGAGUUUGUGUGUUAAACGUGUGAAUGAAAUAAAACACAACUCCAUUUAUGUUAUGUUUGUGAUGAGGAAACAUUACAACAGAUUAGAAAACAGCUUGACACGGAACCUGUAAAGAGUUUGGGGUUGAUAUUUAAUCUUUAAUCUGACAAAAUCUGUUUUUUUAAUGUUGAAUUCUCUCCAAAUAAAGAUGUUUUUAUAGUCAUUCAUAAUUC
Molecule: messenger RNA, 1945 nt
Organism: Periophthalmus magnuspinnatus
Lineage: Eukaryota; Metazoa; Chordata; Actinopteri; Gobiiformes; Gobiidae
Gene: mettl2a
Product: methyltransferase 2A, methylcytidine
Exons: 9
Coding region: 1-1137 (378 amino acids)
Molecular function (GO): tRNA (cytidine-N3)-methyltransferase activity
Source: RefSeq, a predicted model, not a curated record